AGGCCGGAAGUCGAUUGAUUUUGGCAUGAACGACAGGCCCAGCACAUGAUGGAACCCUUGAAGAGUCUUUCUUCUGCGAAUAUUAAAGAAAAAAUCGCUUUACUGAUAUUGAAUUGUCCCUUAGAAGUAUUGGAAAAGAAGCUUGAUGUGCUAUGGAGGAAUGCAGCUGUAAAGAUUGCUGUUGAUGGCUCUGCAAAUCAUUUGUAUUCGUUAAUCCAGCAAAAUCAGGAAUUCCUUCCUGAUUCGAUCACAGGGGAUUUUGAUUCUGCGAGAAAAGAAGUUCUUGAAUUCUUCAAGGAUAAAGGAGUUGAGAUUAUCCACACGCCUGAUCAGGAUCAUACGGACUUUACCAAGGGUUUAAAAUACUUAACAUCUAAGCCUAAUGCAGAAUAUGAUGUCAUUGUGGUGCUUGGAGGAGUGAUGGAAUCUCGGAUGGAUCACACAUUUGCUAAUUUUCAUACAUUGUAUUUAGCUGCGGAAAUGACGGAUAAGAAUGUGUUUUUAAUUAUUGAUGACUCGAUUAAUAUCCUUCUUCAACCAGGCAAGCAUACAAUUCGCGUGGAUUCUGGUCUUGAGGGUGACUGGUGUGGAACCAUUCCACUGGGUCAACCAUGCAAAUCCAUUACUACUACAGGCUUGAAGUGGAACCUAGAUCAUGAGAGUCUAAGUUUCUCAUCCAUGAUCAGCACCUCCAAUACCUGGGCUGAAGGAAGCACUGCAGUGACGAUUGACACCAGUGAUCCAGUGCUGUGGUCAAUGGGGAUAAAAAUGCCGAAAGUUGGCAAUGGUGAAGAUGGAAAAUGACUUUUUCCUGUCCUGGCAAAGCAAUUUACAAUUGGCCUUCACUGGAAAACAUGAACAUUUGGCCCAAAAUUGUGGCUAACCUUGAACGAUAGAGAACUUGAAACUGGAAUAUUUUGCAAUUGCUGCAGUACAGACUCAUUAUUUGUUUGUUAUGAGUAGCAAGUUUUAUURCAGUUUUUUAUCAUGCUGAUAAUUUAUAUUUUGCUGAGCAAAAAAUAUUGCCUUUUAUGAUAGUGAACAGAGCUUGUGUGUGCUGACCCUAUCUACACAGCCUGCUUUAAAAGGAACUGUAAGACUGUCAACACUACUGUAAACUAUCACAGAUUUUAAAAACAAAUAAGACCCCUUCUUUUUUCUUAAAAAAAAAAGCUGUUUUAAUUUAUAUAUUGCUUAGCUAGAAACAAGACAUUGAUGAGGAGUAGGAAUACUUGCUCUGUUCCUUGAGAAUCUGG
Molecule: messenger RNA, 1256 nt
Organism: Actinia tenebrosa (Australian red waratah sea anemone)
Lineage: Eukaryota; Metazoa; Cnidaria; Anthozoa; Actiniaria; Actiniidae
Product: thiamine pyrophosphokinase 1
Biological process (GO): thiamine diphosphate biosynthetic process; thiamine metabolic process
Molecular function (GO): thiamine diphosphokinase activity; ATP binding; thiamine binding
Source: RefSeq, a predicted model, not a curated record